AUGGAUGAUCCUAAUGUAGGAAAGGUCAAUCAGCAAGGAGAAGAAGUUAGAUACAGAGGCGUUAGGAGGCGGCAGUGGGGGAAAUUUGCAGCGGAGAUACGUGACUCAACAAGGCGUGGAGCAAGGUUAUGGCUAGGGACUUUUAGCACAGCAGAAGAGGCUGCAAGGGCUUAUGACAGGGCUGCAUAUUCAAUGAGGGGCCGUUUAGCAAUCCUUAACUUCCCUGGGGAAUAUCCUGAAACUAAGGUUGAUUCUGAUAUAACUUCCUCUUCCUCGUCGUUAUCACCAUUGUUAUCAUCAUCGGCCUCAUCAUCUUCUUCAAUGCCGCAGAAUGCCGAAAGAAGUGGGACAGAACAAGACAAAAUAGUCUUUGAGAUUGAGUACUUGGAUGACAAGUUACUGGAGGACCUUCUUGAUUUUGAGAAAGAAAAUACCAGGAAAUCAGAGUGA
This is a messenger RNA of Populus nigra (black poplar), 450 nucleotides long. Its product is annotated as ethylene-responsive transcription factor ERF098-like. The transcript has a single exon. Gene Ontology annotation, biological process: ethylene-activated signaling pathway; regulation of DNA-templated transcription. Gene Ontology annotation, molecular function: DNA-binding transcription factor activity; DNA binding. Bases 1 to 450 code for a protein of 149 amino acids. The record is from RefSeq and is a predicted model, not a curated record. NCBI's taxonomy places the organism in Eukaryota, Viridiplantae, Streptophyta, Magnoliopsida, Malpighiales, Salicaceae.